CUAAAAGUGAGUAAAGUUGCGAUAGUCUGAUAAUUGGGGUAGAAAGUUCCAGAGGAUAUGGGGGGGAAGCUCUGGAGAAGUCCUGGCGAGACGAGCAUGGGAGGAGGAGACAAAGGGAGCAAGAGAGUAGAGGUCGUGAGAGGAACAGAGAGGACUGUUUGGGUGAUAUUUGGAGGACAAGGAAUUGGUGAUGUAAUUUGGGGGCGGAGUUAUAAAUGGCUUUAUAUGUUUUAUUGUUUUUAAAUGUUUGAACUUUAUUCGUUUGGCAAUGGGAAGCCCAGUGGAGGGAUUUGGCAGAGAAGUAUGGAGGACACUGAAUGGGAGGCCAGUGGAGGGAUUGGUAGAGAGAGGGUGGAGGACACUGAAUGGAGGCCAGUGGAGGGAUUGGCAGAGAGGGGUGGAGGACACUGAAUGGAGGCCAGUGGAGGGAUUGGCAGAGAGGGGUGGAGGACACUGAGCUGGAGGCC
Molecule: messenger RNA, 467 nt
Organism: Staurois parvus
Lineage: Eukaryota; Metazoa; Chordata; Amphibia; Anura; Ranidae
Source: the annotation of a GenBank genome assembly